UCCUCUGCCUCUCUCACUCUCAUGCCGUCUCUCGUAUCCACAUCUCUUCAUCUCUCCGUCUGCGUAGCUUCUGUUCCUGCUUUCUGCUAGCCUACAUCUCCUCAUUUUCUCCUCCUCCUUUGUUUUCAUUUUGAUUCUUCAUCUGCGACAUGCUCCUCACGUGAAGUCCUUCAACUUGCAGAGCCUGUGGAUGCCGAGUUAAAAAAAAAACAAAGAAGGCAAAUGCUCUAUCGGGGAAUGAGAGAAAAACCUACGCACAUUUGCAUGUUUCAUUGAGUGCGUUGGCUUGAACGGAGCAACAGUAUGGAUCUGUCAUUCAUGGCUGCGCAGGGGGAGCCCAUUCAAAAAUCUUCCACUGGGACCCAUCAUAACUAGCAGCUGCCACUGAUGCUGAACAUGAAAAAGAUCCCAGUUAUGACGGGGGCCUUCAUGGACUCCUCACCCAAUGACGAUUACAGUGGCGAGCACUCGCUUUUUAACUCCUCGGCCAGCGUCCACGCCGCUGCCUCGGCCGCCUCGGUACACGGCCAGCAGGAUGAGCCGCAGUCCAUGUCCAGCGAUGCCAUCUGGCUCUGGAUCGCCAUCGUUGCCACCAUCGGAAACAUUGUGGUGGUUGGCAUUGUCUAUGCCUGCACUUUCUGAUGAACAUAUGCUUACAAAGACAAACACGCACACACACACACACACACACACACACACACACACACACACACACACACACACAUCCUGCUUUUUCCGGAUCCCUGGACCCCUGAGUGAGGCCAUGCUUUGCAGACAGACACAUACACUCUCUCUAUGUCUCUCUCUCUUUCUCUCUCUCCCUUGCACUUAGCUUUUGGAUCAGUUUGGGCCCCUGAGGGUGUGGAAGUUGUGAUACUAAACAAUGAUAUAUAGACAACUAUAUUUCUUCAUAAGAGGGAAAGACUGGGACUUGGCUGCAUUUGUCAGUACCGAACGUUUUUGGAUGCUAACAUUUGAAAAGAAGCUUUUCCAUACGACAGCUCUUUAGUUAUAAACAGAAACAUCAGACCUGCGCUAUCAAGCAAGAAUUAAAGGAACUUUUUUUUUCAGCUUAAGUUUGUUUCCAUGUUUCUCCUCAGACAACAUCCUCACUUGUAAUGCAGAGAUGAGAAUGGAGAUUAAAUGGGGCUUAAAAUUAAGGUUGAUCUGGGCCAUCUUAAACAUCCACCAGAAACUUGCUAAAUCAUUUAGGGCAGUGCUGUUUAAUUAUGUGGCUGAACAGAGAUGAUGACUGUUAAAACAUUUAGAAAAUACUGGGAUUAUUUUCAUGUCAGGCAGCCCUGAGGCCCAGGACAUUAGAGCUCAUUUAAGGACUGAUCUGUGGAUGAAACAUGCUAUGGACACUGAUCAUCAGUGUAUAUGAUAUGUUUCUAAACACUUUUACUGACAGGAAACAAAGAAUAGGACACUGACUAUCAUUAAACUCAUCUUGGUACACAUUUAAAAUCUAAUAAAAAUAGUUUCUGCAAUGUUAACUAAAUUAUACACAAUGGAGGAUGGAUAUAAUUAUAUGUGUAGUGUAAAAAGUCAACCCCUUUGAAACAAAUGGUCUUAUUGUCAGCUACCUACAGUAAUACACCAGGGAUUAUUAGAAAAUCUAAUUGUACUGUCAUCGUCUGUUCAGUAAUGUUUAGAUAUUAUCUACAGAUGUUAACAAAAUACAAUUAAAAGCACAAAUUGAAUUGCAAGAUGACAUAGCCUACUUUACUUACUGCACCUGCUUAUUUUUUGUAGUUGUUUAAUUGUUUUUUAAAAGUACAGCUUGUAAAAGUAUUUUAUAUCACUCAAUUAAUACUGUCAGCAAUAGAAGGUGGAAGUUCCUGAUAUUACAGAUAUGUAAGGGCAGAUAUAUGUGUUCACUGACCAGAUCUAUAGUGAAUCUGUGAUAAAUACUAAUGUGUGUGGGGAAAGGAUGCCUUAUUUUGGAAUGAAAUGUUGUUAUAUAUCAAGCUGUCCCUAUACAUUGCAUAUACUGUGCAGUAAAUUAGUUUUGUGUUACUGUGGAAUCUGGAGGCAGCUGUCUCCAUGGCAACUAAUCCUCGUCCUAAUUGUGAACAACAACUUUACUCUGAGACUCCAGCAUUAACCUGCAGCCACAGAUGCAAUUUAUGCUUUCUUCUCGGAUCAUUUAAUGAAUACUCCCACACAAAGAAAAUCACAGAAAACAUUGCACUACAUUUACACAAAUAUUACAUUUGGUAACCAUUGAAUGUUUGAACUUUGCUAAUUAUUUGUGCUUUGCUUACAGUGUUUUAUUUCCCUUUUUUAAGACAGCAAGCUACUGUUGGAGAACUGAUAAAAAUGUUAAUAAUUUAGUUUUUCCAGUAGUAGUUUUUAUUUGUCUGUCAACUGGUCUUUCUUUACCUGGCAAACUGAUAUAUUUUAGACACAGAGAGAAAUAGAAAGAGGGAGCUCUUUUUUCAGUAAACUUAUACUGUAUUUCUUCUGGGAUUUAGGAGAUAACAUCAAUGUGCGUUAGGUUAAAAGAUAUGAACCUUUGUUGUAAACACCAUACAUGUUCAAAUGUUCAUACACUGCAAAUUACAAUACUAGCUUACUGUAUCAACUGUACCAAUGUAAGGAGAAAUUCAAACACACUAAUCUCUGUUAUUAUGAGUGUACUUCUACAAUGUUCAAAGAAGGACUUUUCAAGCCUGUUAUUUUUAAUAAAUGGUUGAUGUAGAAAUACUGUAUUUAGACAUAUUGUAAACCACAUACAAAAUUCUCCUUUUGUAAAGACAUAUGCUAUUAAAAUUUCUGUAUGAAUGCA
This is a messenger RNA of Siniperca chuatsi (mandarin fish), 2791 nucleotides long. RefSeq lists its product as uncharacterized. The record is from RefSeq and is a predicted model, not a curated record. The transcript has 3 exons. Lineage: Eukaryota; Metazoa; Chordata; Actinopteri; Centrarchiformes; Sinipercidae. The coding region runs from base 388 to 642 and encodes 84 amino acids.